AUGAUGCUUUGCUGGGCGUCAACAGCCUUUGUGACACUUCUUGCCGUCUUCACUUCAACUACGCCCCUGUCUCAUGAAGGUGUUUGUCCUGGGACUCAGAAUGGACUGAGCUCCACUGGCUCUCAGGAGAACCAGUACAACCUCAUCAGAGAUCGAUACGAUGGUUGUGAGAUCAUCAUGGGAAAUCUGGAAAUCACUCAGAUUGAAAGCAACUGGGACUUCUCCUUUCUCAAAACUAUUCGUGAAGUCACUGGCUACGUCCUUAUCGCUAUGAACCACUUUCAAGACAUUCCCUUGGGGCAGCUUCGAGUGAUCAGAGGAAACAACUUGUAUGAAAGGCGAUUUGCCCUCUCGGUCCUUUUUAACUAUCCCAAAGAUGGCUUCAAUGGCCUCAGACAACUGGGCUUGCCAAAUCUUACUGAGAUACUGGAGGGAGGAGUUCAAAUUAUAAAUAACAAAUAUUUGAGUUAUGGUCCGUGGAUUUAUUGGCAAGAUAUAAUCAGAGACAACAGUGCUCCAAUAGAGAUUCAGUACAAUGGAGAGAAAGGUCCCUGUCACAGUUCCUGCGGCGACUACUGCUGGGGUCCAAAUGAAAGCCAGUGUCAAACAUUGACAAAGACAGUGUGUGCUCCUCAGUGUAACGGCCGCUGCUUUGGGACCAGUCCACGAGACUGCUGCCACAGUGAGUGUGCAGCAGGCUGCAAUGGCCCUCUAGACAUCGACUGCUUUGCUUGUCGUCAUUUUAAUGACUCUGGGUCUUGCGUACGUCAGUGCCCUCAGAAUCUAAUCUAUAACAAGCAAAUGUUUCAAAUGGAAACCAAUCCCAAUGCCAAGUAUCAGUAUGGCUCCAUUUGUGUUUCUCAAUGUCCCACUAAUUUUGUGGUGGAUGGAAGCUCCUGUGUGAGUGUCUGUCCUCCAGACAAGAUUGAGGUGGAGAGAGAAGGCAAGAGACAGUGUGAGCUCUGCAGUGGACUCUGUCCCAAAGUGUGUGAAGGCACUGGUGCAGAACACAGACAGACUGUGGACUCCAGUAACAUCGACAGCUUCAUCAACUGCACUAAGAUCCAGGGCAGCCUGCAUUUCCUUGUCACAGGGAUUCUGGGGGAUGACUUUAAAAAGAUCCCACCUCUAGAUGCUAAAAAGCUGGAAAUAUUUAAAACAAUCAGAGAAAUCACAGACAUCCUGAAUAUUCAGUCUUGGCCAAAAGAACUCAGUGAUUUGUCUGUGUUUUCAAGUCUUAAAACCAUAAAAGGAAGAUCCCUCUUUAAACGUUUCUCUCUGAUGGUGAUGCGGAUCCCCUCCCUCACGUCCCUGGGCCUGCGCUCGCUGACAGAGAUCAGUGAUGGCAGCGUGUACAUCAGCCAAAACAAAAACCUGUGUUUCCACAACAGCGUGAACUGGACCCAGCUGUUCAGAGGAAGUCGAGUGAGAGUCAACAACAUCAACAGUAACAAACCUUGGGAAACUUGUGUGGAAGAAGGCCACGUAUGUGAUCCUCUGUGUUCAGACUCUGGGUGCUGGGGCCCAGGGCCAGACCAGUGUCUGUCCUGCAGAAACUACAGUCGAGAUGGCACCUGUGUGAACAGCUGUAACUUCCACAGAGGGGUGCCCAGGGAGUUUGCAAACCACCAUGGAAAUUGUGUGCCUUGUCAUGCAGAGUGCAGACCACAGUAUGGAAAGGCCAGCUGCACAGGGCCCGGUGCUGACGAGUGUGUAGCCUGUAUUAACUUUAGGGAUGGCCCAUUCUGCAUGUCCUCAUGUCCUGCUGGGGUAAAUGAUGGCCAGAAGGGACUCAUUUUUAAAUAUCCAAACAGAGCAGGUCAUUGUGAAUCAUGUCACCUAAACUGCACACAAGGAUGUUCAGGUCCUGGACUCUCCUACUGUUUAGAAAAUGGACUUGCAAUUAGUAGUGGGCAGAUCACUGGCAUAGUUCUCGGUGUCCCAGCGGGUCUGAUUUUCUGUCUGGUUGUGUUUUUCCUGGGCCUUCUGUACCAGAGAGGCCUCGCCAUCCGCCGCAAGAGAGCAAUGAGGAGGUAUUUAGAAAGUGGAGAGAGUUUUGAGCCACUGGGUCCUGGAGAGAAAGGGACCAAGGUUAAAGCUCGAAUUCUGCGUCCUUCAGACUUGAGAAAAAUCAAGCCAAUUGGUUCAGGAGUAUUUGGCACUGUGCACAAGGGCUAUUGGACUCCAGCAGGGGAAACCGUUAAAAUCCCUGUCGCCAUUAAGACUAUUCACGACAGCACAGGGCGUCAAAGUUUCACUGAAAUAACAGACCACAUGUUGUCAAUGGGAAGCCUGGACCACCCGUAUGUCAUCAGACUGCUGGGCAUUUGUCCAGGGGUGAGCCUUCAGCUGGUGACUCAGUUCAGCUCUCGAGGAUCUCUGCUGCAGUACAUCAGGAACAACAAGCACAGGCUGGACCCACAGCGCCUGCUUAACUGGUGUGUGCAGAUCGCCAAGGGCAUGUAUUAUCUUGAAGAGCACUGCAUGAUCCACAGAAACCUUGCAACACGUAAUGUCCUGCUGAAGAGUGACUACCAGGUUCAGAUCUCUGACUAUGGGGUUGCAGACCUCCUUUAUCCAGAUGACAAGAAAUACAACACCAAGACUCCUAUUAAAUGGAUGGCACUUGAAAGCAUCUUAUUCCGGAGAUACAGUCACCAAAGCGAUGUCUGGAGUUAUGGCGUGACAGUGUGGGAGAUGAUGUCAUUUGGAGCGGAGCCAUACACCUUUGUGCCACCUCAGGAAGUGCCAGGCCUGUUGGAGAAAGGGGAGCGCCUAUCGCAGCCACAGAUAUGCACAAUAGACGUCUACAUGGUCAUGGUUAAAUGCUGGAUGAUUGAUGAAAACAUUCGUCCCACUUUCAAAGAGCUCGUAAGCGACUUCACACGAAUGGCAAGGGACCCAUCCAGAUAUCUUGUUAUUAAGUUGGAAAGCCCUGAUAUUUCUGCAGAGGAGAUCCAUCCCACAGAUCUAGAACGCGGGCGGAUGGAUACAGAUUUUCAUGAUGAAGAUGUGGAUGCAUUGGAAGAGGGGUUGUCCACACCUCCCUUAUGUCAUUCUCCCUCCUGGAAUCGUUAUCGGUCCAGGCUAAACUCCAAUAGGAGUGACAUUUCCCAGACUGGACCCAUUGGAUAUUUGCCUAUGACUGCUGGUCCUAUAGACAGUAUCAGACAGCUCUGGAGCCAAAGACCACGCCUCAGCUCAGUGCAAACACUACCUGGACGUUCAGAGGCUAUGGAGCAUACUUCAGAAACAGAAACGCAGGAGAGGAGAUUGAUCACUAUGGUUAUGUUCUGCCGGGAUCAACAAACCAAGUUGAAAAAGUUCGCAGAAGUUCUCACCACACAAAGAAAAAUCCAAAAUAUUUCAUGA
Molecule: messenger RNA, 3372 nt
Organism: Knipowitschia caucasica
Lineage: Eukaryota; Metazoa; Chordata; Actinopteri; Gobiiformes; Gobiidae
Source: the annotation of a GenBank genome assembly